UGGUAUAGUCUUUAGAAGGAAACGACCUGUGUAACUUAUAAUGUACCAGCUCAGGGGAAGAGACAAGGUUGUACUGAGGAACUCCAUAAAAGUGUACCUGUAGGAGUUUUGGAUUCAAGCUUGUCAACAAGACGGAUCUACUCCUUCAAAAUGUAAAUCUCCUGAUGGAACCCCAGGGGUGUUUUUGAAAGCACAAGGUUCACGUAGGACGUGAGGGAUUGUAACGUCAGAACUCCAGCUUGCGUAUCGUCUCCUACGACAGGAAGACACUGAGGUCGUGACUGUUUAUUACUAGUAGUUGCUGGGUUGUAGCAGCGGACAUCGGCUGUAACCAUGACAACCCAGGCAGCAGCCCCCCCAGUGGUCACCACAAAAGCGCCGGCUACGAACGGAACACUCAUCGAAGGGCUGUUCAAUAAUGCCGUGGAGAAGUUAAAAGAACUGCCUAUUCCAUUCUGGGCAGUGAUAGCGAUCGGUGUGGUUGCAGCCCUGCUCCUUCUGUGCUGUGUGAUCUGCAUCUGUAAGAAAUGCUGCUGCAAGAAGAAGAAACCCAAACAGGGCAAGAAGGGCCUGAAGGACUCGGUCGACCUCCAGGAGGUGAAAAUGCUCGGAAACCAGUACAAGGAAAAGACAGAUGAAGAGGAUGGCUUAAGCUUGACGGACGUGGAAGUAGAAAAGCAGAGCAUUUUGGAGGGCGGAGACGAUUCAGGUUCUGAUGCCUCAUCAGAGUCCAGUGAUGAAGGUGGAGAAAAAAAGAAGAAGAAGAAGAAAAAGAAGGGAUUCUUUGGGAAGCUCCGCAAUCCUGAUUAUUUAGUGUCCAGAGAGAAGGUCCAGCCUGAUAUGGAUGACCUUGACAGUUACGGAGACGAGGACGACGGCACACCCAAACUGGGCCAUCUGCAGUUCUCAUUGGACUAUGACUUCCAGCAGAACCUGAUGAGAGUGGGUGUUUUACAAGCCAAGAAUCUCCCAGGCAUGGACUUCUCGGGGACAUCAGACCCGUACGUCACAGUCAAACUUCUGCCGGACAAGAAGAAAAGGUUUGAGACCAAAGUCCACAGAAAGACCCUCAACCCAACAUUCAACGAGUACUUCAACUUCAAGGACCUGAAGUUUAGCGAACUCUCCAAUAAAAUCAUCCUGUUCCUGGUCUACGAUUUUGAUCGUUUCUCCCGGCACGAUCUGAUCGGCGAGGUGUCCGUUCCGCUGUCGUCUGUCGACCUGGCCCGCGUGGUCGAGGAAUGGCGUGAGAUCCAGCCAGCUCAUGGGGCACAGGAGGGAGACCGUCCUGGUGACAUCUGCUUCUCUCUGAGAUACGUCCCCACAGCAGGGAAGCUCACCAUUGUCAUCCUGGAGGCCAAGAACCUGAAGAAAUGUGAUGUGGGCGGACUCUCAGAUCCCUACGUGAAGAUGCAGCUUUUCAGCAACAACAAGCGGCUGAAGAAGAAGAAGACGACCAUCAAGAAGCGAACCCUGAACCCCUACUACAAUGAGUCCUUCACCUUUGAGGUGCCUUUUGAACAGAUCCAGAGGGUGGAGUUGAAGCUCACUGUCAUGGACUGGGACCGGACCAGUAAGAACGACCCAAUCGGCGAGCUCCGUCUGGGACCCAACGCCACAGGCGCCGAGCUACGACACUGGAGCGACAUGCUGGCCAAUCCGCGCCGACCAAUCGCACAGUGGCACACACUGACGGAGAUCGAAAAAUGAAGCAGUCAUUGAGUCCUCUUAGCCUGGGUGCCAGCCAAUUUGCUACAGAGCACCUUACACUCGCUGGCCCAGAAAAUUGGGGCUAAUGAGUGCAAGGAGCCAUAGCAAAUCGGCUGUUAUCCAGGCUAGAGUUCUCAACACAGUAGGGGUCAUGUCAAAACACCAUUUAUUUU
Branchiostoma belcheri (Belcher's lancelet) is the source of this 1883-nucleotide messenger RNA. RefSeq names its product synaptotagmin-1-like. Gene Ontology annotation, molecular function: syntaxin binding; calcium ion binding; clathrin binding. The transcript is spliced from 11 exons. Gene Ontology annotation, biological process: calcium ion-regulated exocytosis of neurotransmitter; synaptic vesicle endocytosis; regulation of calcium ion-dependent exocytosis. Bases 334 to 1710 code for a protein of 458 amino acids. The record is from RefSeq and is a predicted model, not a curated record. Gene Ontology annotation, cellular component: axon; dense core granule; synaptic vesicle membrane. NCBI's taxonomy places the organism in Eukaryota, Metazoa, Chordata, Leptocardii, Amphioxiformes, Branchiostomatidae.